Messenger RNA from Anarrhichthys ocellatus (wolf-eel), 2493 nucleotides. RefSeq names its product nuclear receptor subfamily 1, group H, member 4 (gene nr1h4). The transcript is spliced from 10 exons. Gene Ontology annotation, cellular component: RNA polymerase II transcription regulator complex. Bases 190 to 1647 code for a protein of 485 amino acids. Gene Ontology annotation, biological process: bile acid signaling pathway; negative regulation of transcription by RNA polymerase II; cell differentiation. Lineage: Eukaryota; Metazoa; Chordata; Actinopteri; Perciformes; Anarhichadidae. The record is from RefSeq and is a predicted model, not a curated record. Gene Ontology annotation, molecular function: zinc ion binding; bile acid binding; RNA polymerase II cis-regulatory region sequence-specific DNA binding.
UGUUCAUUAGCAAAUAUUGAUUGAGCUGUAGCUCACGGAGUGGAUGACAGAAAAAAGGCUGGAAAAGCGGAAAGUUAGCGGGCAGGAAUUUAACAUCAACUGACCGGGAUAAGGAAUAAACAGAGGCUUAAGACGACCACGACCCAGUCCAAGUCAGUUUUCUGAGUUGGUGCCUGACGACCCUUCUGAAUGAAUGAGUGGGUGGGCCCUGACAUCAAUGUGGUGGGACUGCUGCAAAUCCCACCCAGCGAUGAAUUCUCCAUCUCAGAGAGCUCCCACUUGUUCGAUAUCCUGGCAGAUCAAGGCAGUCCUCUCCUGCAGGAUCCCGACAUCUUACCCUUCACAGGCUAUCCCAGCAUGCAGUAUUCGUCCAUGGAGCCGACCAUGUCUUCCACACCAUACUACUCCAGUCAGAACUACUACCCACAGUACCAUGGAGACGAAUGGUUCUCACACACGGGGAUAUAUGAACUGAGGAAAGAACCCCUGGAGGUCGGCUACGAUGCUGAGAUGGAGGAGGUGUCCACUGCGGUGCCCGCCAUGUGCAAGAGGACCCGGCACAUGUCGCAGGCUGGAAGGGUCAAAGGGGAGGAACUGUGUGUGGUGUGUGGAGACAAGGCAUCUGGAUACCACUAUAAUGCUCUCACCUGUGAGGGAUGUAAAGGUUUCUUCAGAAGAAGCAUAACCAAGAACGCUGUGUACAAAUGCAAGAGUGGCGGAAACUGUGAAAUGGACAUGUACAUGCGCAGGAAAUGCCAGGAGUGUCGGCUAAGAAAGUGCAAGGAGAUGGGCAUGCUGGCUGAAUGCCUGCUGACAGAGAUCCAGUGUAAGUCUAAAAGGCUGCGGAAGAACACCAAGGCCUCCCCGGGACAGUCGACCGGAGACGAGACAGAGGGGGCGGACCACACAGACAACAAACAGGUUUCCUCAACCACCAAACUGUCAAGGGAAAAAGUUGAAAUCACCAAAGAGCAGCGGGCUCUCAUGACAGCCAUCGUAGAUGCUUACAACAGACAUCAAAUUCCUCAAGACGUAGCCAAAAAACUGCUGCAAGAGCAUUACAGCCCAGAGGAAAACUUCCUUCUAUUGACAGAAAUGGCAACAAGUCAAGUUCAAGUUUUGGUGGAAUUUACAAAGAAUAUUCCAGGCUUUCUCUCUCUGGAUCGUGAGGAUCAGAUCGCUCUGCUGAAGGGUUCGGCCGUAGAGGCCAUGUUUCUACGCUCAGCUCAGGUUUUCAGUAGAAAGAUGCCCAACGGACACACAGACGUUUUGGAGGAGAGGAUACGCAAGAGUGGUAUGCCCGAUGAAUUCAUGACACCCAUGUUCAACUUUUACAAAAGCAUCGGUGAACUCCACAUGGUGCAGGAGGAACAGGCUAUCCUCACUGCCAUAACCAUCCUGACGCCAGAUCGGCCUUACGUCAAGGAUCAUCAGGCUGUCGAGAGGCUUCAGGAGUCCAUGCUGGUCGUGCUGAGGAAGCUGUGUGUCCUGCAGCGCCCACAGGAGCUGCAGUACUUUGCUCGUCUCCUGGGCCGUCUGACGGAGCUGAGAACUCUCAGCCACUACCACGCAGAGAUGCUCACGUCCUGGAGAACGAACGACCAUAAAUUUACGCCACUGCUCUGUGAGAUAUGGGAUGUGCAGUGACACACCAGGAGAGGCGGAGAAAGCAGUAACGUAGGGAUGAAAACAUGAACAUUUCAACUUGCAAGACAAAGUCAUGGCCCAACUACAGUGCAUAUUUAUUUUGACUGAUGUGAGGAUGUGGAAUUAAAUCCCUGCACCACCUGUUGAUGGCAUUUGUUAUGAUUCAGUGAAUGGUUUAGAUUAUUGCUUGUGUUUAUUCUGCUCAUGCAUUUAUUGUAUGACUCACAGUCCCAACAUCUUCAUGUGUAUUUACUGUGUGAUGCAGCCAACUCAUCGUUGUCUCACUGUUGAGAUGUUAUGACAGGGUUUUCAGUGCAAAGAGGAAACUUCUUUUUACUAUUUACAUCAUGUAAAACAUCUUGAAGUCCAACAAGUACAAACUGAAACUUAUUCACAGCAAAGAUGGUGCUCAUAAGAAAUGUAAAGUUAUAAAUCCUUUCUGUCUCAAUAAACAAGGUUUACAUUGGAACAUUCUUCAGAUUAUUUUCAUGCCUGUUAUAUUCCUCUUUAGGAGUUCACAUACAGACAUAACGUGCGCUACAUCUGAAAAUAAUAUCUUUCUGAAACUUUAUCACAAUAAAUUAAACCAAAGAUGUUACUAAAACAGCAAUUGACUGAAUAUUAGAUUAAGAAUGUCUAGUGGUUUUCCUGAUGAAAUGCUGUCUUCCACUAUAUGACCUGCAAAAAAUGACUUCUCGUGCGUUAUUUAUGCCCACAUUUAACCGUUUUUUGAAUCGCUAAUAUUUAAUUUCAGUGGGGUAUCAGAACAAAUACCGUGACUGUGUUUUUGCAUGUUUUAGCCAUUUUUAUAUAAUUAAAGAACAUCCAACACAGACUUCUAUCCAU